AAAUGACGAGUAGGAAGCAACUGGAGGCUGGCCCCAGGAGGAGCUCAGCGCUGGCUCUGACUCCGGGACGGGGCUGCGCCGCUGAUCGUGCUGCGGGACGGUUCCUGGCCAUGCUCACGGCCUUUCGGCGCUUCCUGCAGAGGAGCUGAUCCCAGUGUCACCGGGAGCCGGAGACGGCGCCAGUCUGUCUCUCAAGUGUCUGCUCACAUGACCUGAGGAACAACCAUGGAGAGUGUAGCAAAAGAUGAUUACAAGAUCCAGUCAUUUGAUGCGGAUACACAGCAGCUGCUGAAAACUGCUCUGAAGGACCCUGCCUCGGUUGACCUGGAGAAAGUGGCCUCAGUGAUAGUUGAACAGUCUAUGAAGGAUCUGGUGUUCAGUAAAGAGGCUGGCAGGAUCUGCUACACCAUAGUGCAGGCUGAGAACAAGCAGAGUGGGAACAGCAACUUCCGACGUUACGUCUUAAUCCGACUGCAGCAGGAAUUCCUGGUAAAGGAACAACUCCGGGAGCGUUCAGUGAAUGACUGGGUCUGCCUGGUUACCUUCAUCUGCAACAUUUUUGACUAUCUGAAGGUGAAUAACAUGCCCAUGAUGGCCCUGGUUAACCCUGUGUAUGAUUGUCUGAUGCGCCUCGCCCAGUCUGACUCACUGCAGAAUGAAGACGAGGUGGACUGCCUUGUGCUGCAGCUCCAUCGAAUUGGGGAACAGCUCCAGAGGAUGAACACCCAGCGGAUGGAUGAUCUCUUCUGCCAGCUUCGAGAUGGUUUCCUGCUGCAGCACCAGCCCUCCUCACUGUCCCGCCUGCUGCUGCUGGAGAUUAUCGAGUUCCGUGCCGGUGGCUGGAGGAUGUCCGAGAAUGCUCAUAAAUAUUACUACAGCGAGGUGGCAGACUGACAGCACAAGAGAGAGAAAGGGGAGAAUGGGGUCUAAGGUGGAGCUGAGCUUUUUGUGCUAAUUGAAAUCUGGCGAUGAUUUUUUUAAAGGUGAUUGAUGUAUGUGAGAUCGACCAGCUGAGGGCCCUGAUGGUUCAAGUUCCCAAUUGCUUAGUCACAAACUCUUCUUGAUAGCAUAGACUUCUGAAAAUACGGGAGCCAGUCAUUGGGCAGGACUUGGAGUAGGUGGUUGAUGCCAGUCUGCCCCAUCUAUGCUGAUGCCCAAAGAUAAAUUUUUAUAAAUUUUAAUACAGCUAUCUCUUGAAAGCAGAUGUGACUCAUGUUUCCCUACUUUGACUGUGACUGUGGGCUUCUGUAGUGGUGCAGUGCCAACAUCAGUGCCUGCUGUACUGCUUCCUUUACACUGUGAGUGUAGCAACUGGUGAACCUGUGAGAGCGCGAUACUGAAUGAGAGAUCCCACGGAGACAGGCCCUUUAGGCCAAACUGGCCAAGCCAACAAAAAUGUCCACCCACGCUAACCCCAUUUCCACACUCCCAACUCUGAGAGGGUUGAUGGGGGUGGGGGAUUAGUGGUGGCAGGGGUUAAUGGUGAGUGGGGGCAAUCACACAUUGCUUAUGUUUAUAAUAAUGAGAUGCUGGGGCAACGUAUUGAAAGUUCUACAGUCUCACCCUCCCACUGACUUUGAAAAUCUUUCUCCAGCAUACCUCCACCUCCCCAUUGUGCCCUCACUCCAGUUGCUGGUUUCUGGCCAGGAUUGGCAUGUGAGUGGCAUUGACUGGUGCAGUGUAGACAGAGGGUAGUGAUUGGCUGCCUGCUCCCCAGGCUGAGGUGACUUCCAACUUGGCUGCUGAUACUGGAGCUGCUUUGUUUGUCACAGUUGAUUGGUUUUGAGGAGUUUUGUCACAAUAAAGGGGCCCAUUUGAUUUUGAGACUUGGCUGAAUUCUUCAUUAAAUUAUCAGGAGAUUAAAACCCAAUCUGAGGGAAAGGGGGAGACUAUUCAGCCUUUCAAUAUGCCAGCCCAUUCCAAUUGAUUAUGGUGGAUCAAUAUCUUGAGAUCAUCUUCUUCUUACUUCGGUUCCUUAUGUUAGAAACAUCUGUUAGUUGCUGACUUGAAUUAUUUCAGUUGAAAGCUCUUUUGGAAGUUUCAGCUUGGAGGUGUCUCCUGACAUCAACCCUGAAGAGCCUGGCUCCAGUUAGAAGAAUUCUGCCCCCUGUUCUGGUCCUGCCCUCCCCAUCAGAGAGAAUGGCUCCUCUCUCUCGAUCCUGUUGAAUUCUCAUGAACACCUCAACUCGAUCAGUUCUGAGCCUUGCUGUGUUCACACAGUUGCUGACCAGAGGUGGCGCUAGUUCUCCACAUUCACAAUGCAUUUCCUCAACUCAGGCUGGAUGGUGAGUGGUUGAUAAUGUGCGAUGUUCUGCCUGUCUUUCUCAUUACUUCUAGAAUUCAACUCACUCUGAGCAGCAGCUCUUACACGUGCACUUCUCUCUCUGGAACCACUCUCUCUCACUCUGUCUUUCCACCUCAUUUGUCUCUCGUUACCCCAUUUCUUUUUAUCUCUCUCUGCCCUAUCCAUCUCUCUGUCAACUUAUCUCUCCACCCCAUCUCUGUCUGUCUCUCUCCUCUCCCUCUGUAGUCCCCUGUGCCUCUCUCUCAUGAAGAAGUUCAUAAUCUACUCCCUGGCCUUCCAGUGACUCUGGUUUCUGGGCUGUUCUUGGUCCAUAGUCAGUCCCCUGUCUCUGAUACUUCACUCACCUGGACCACUGAGGGUGACCUACGACAAGACUCUCGCAGAUGUGGGCAUUGCAUUCCUGCACUUGUCCUGUGAGAACCCAUACAAUCCCAGUCAGAGAGGGUUUGGCAUCUUGGUUUAAUCUCCAAACCAACCAUACCCUCGUCAUCGUGAAGUGCCCAGUUUGAGAUUGGCUAUCAGAAUUGAGGCUGGACUGUUCAGGACUAUCUGACAGCUGGACCUGUUCCUUGCUCAGCUGUGCUGUUGUCAAACAGGAUAGAGGCCGCAAAAUCACAAACAGUAAAGAUCAGCGAGAGACAGUUAUAGGAGAGAGGAAGUGCUGGAAUAGAAAUGCAAACAAGCUCUUGUAAGGAAUGGGCAAUGGCAGGCAGCUCUGGGCUGGGGGAUGCUGUGCUGGCUCUGACAUUGCUGGCACCUGGGCAGCUUGGCACUGUGCCAUCCACACAUGGUUAACGGUUAGGCUGGUGUGCCUUAUGUGGUUGCACAGCCCCUUCUCGUGUGGGGGAGGAAGAUGGAAGGGAAGCCUCAGCUUUGCUUAGAAGCAUCUCGCAGACAUCCCUAACACAAUACAGUGCUCGACUCUCCAUUUGGGUAAUCCAAUUCUCUCAAAGCCCAUGUUGUGCGAACUCUGCAAUGCACAUUCCUGUAUCACUUAGAUGAGCAUGCCAAGAAUCAAGCAGUGGUUCUGAGCUGGUUUAUGUUAAAGUAAACGUUGGUUAAUCUACUACAAACGAGAGCCCACAGUUCAAGGCUCAUGGCUGAUCCCACCUUGAAGAACUUUCCAAAUGGUUCUGUACCAAUCAGCUAUUUCUCAAAGUUGCAGCUUUCUCUAUAGAAAGCACGUCAUUCCUGUUGAAAUUCAGUUAAUUAGUGGAAACAGCAAGAUCCCACAAACUCCAGUUCAGCAGUUAAUCUGUGUGUUUUAGUGAUGUCACUGAGGAUAAAUGUUGGAGCUAACACGAGAGACAAUUCCUGGCCUCUUGUUCAAUGCAGUGCAAUGGGAUCUUGGAGUGCUCCCUUCAGCACCGAUCCUCUGUCUCCAUCAAACAAUCCCCGGACAGGUACACAGUAAAGCUACCUGUACACUGUCAUCAUGAAACACUCCCAAGACAAGGACAGCAUGGGUUUGAUAAUGUGUAAAGCAACCUCUUUUAAAAUGAAAAUCUUUCUGUACUGUUUUAAACCAAAAGUAAAGCUUGACAUUGAUCCUGUCAAGUACUCCCAGGACAGAUACUGCACCGAGUUAGAUAUGGAGUGAUGUUUCCUUUAUAUUGUUGUAUAAACACAGGCAUAGUAAUUCAGUUAAUUUAGUCACCAUUGUUAUUCACUAUAAUUUAUUAAACAUCUAGCUUUCCUGUCUCAAAUU
Molecule: messenger RNA, 4013 nt
Organism: Chiloscyllium plagiosum (whitespotted bambooshark)
Lineage: Eukaryota; Metazoa; Chordata; Chondrichthyes; Orectolobiformes; Hemiscylliidae
Gene: mif4gdb
Product: MIF4G domain containing b
Biological process (GO): regulation of translational initiation
Cellular component (GO): cytosol
Molecular function (GO): RNA binding; translation activator activity; protein binding
Source: RefSeq, a predicted model, not a curated record